Molecule: messenger RNA, 672 nt
Organism: Zygosaccharomyces rouxii
Lineage: Eukaryota; Fungi; Ascomycota; Saccharomycetes; Saccharomycetales; Saccharomycetaceae
Gene: ADK1
Product: adenylate kinase ADK1
Exons: 1
Coding region: 1-672 (223 amino acids)
Biological process (GO): nucleobase-containing compound metabolic process
Cellular component (GO): cytoplasm; mitochondrion
Molecular function (GO): AMP kinase activity; ATP binding
Source: RefSeq, a predicted model, not a curated record
AUGGCAGACAGUAGCGAUGUUUUGAGAAUGGUUUUGAUCGGCCCUCCUGGUGCCGGUAAGGGUACCCAGGCUCCAAAUUUAGUGGCCAAGUUCAAUGCUGCUCAUUUGGCAACCGGUGAUAUGUUGAGAUCACAAGUGGCUCAAGGUACUGCCCUUGGUAAAGAAGCUAAGAAGAUUAUGGAUCAAGGUGGUCUUGUUUCAGACGACAUCAUGGUCAACAUGAUCAAGAGCGAAUUGUCAUCAGAGAAAUGUAAAAAGGGUUUCAUUCUUGAUGGUUUCCCACGUACCAUUCCUCAAGCUGAAUUGUUGGAUCAAAUGUUGAAGGAACAGGGUAAACCAUUGCAAAAGGCCGUUGAAUUGAAGGUUGACGAUGAAUUGUUAGUUUCACGUAUUACCGGUCGUUUAGUACACCCUGCAUCUGGUAGAUCGUACCACAAGACUUUCAACCCACCAAAGGCUGAAGGUAAGGACGAUGUCACCGGUGAGGAUCUAGUUCAAAGAUCUGACGACAACGCCGAUGCUUUGAAGAAGAGAUUGUCAUCCUACCAUGCUCAAACCGAGCCAAUUGUCAACUACUACCAAAAGUCCGGUAUUUGGGCUGGUGUAGAUGCUGCUCAAAGUCCUUCCACAGUUUGGGGGGAUAUCCUAAAGUGUCUUGGGUUCGACGCUUGA